Molecule: messenger RNA, 753 nt
Organism: Recurvomyces mirabilis
Lineage: Eukaryota; Fungi; Ascomycota; Dothideomycetes; Mycosphaerellales; Teratosphaeriaceae
Exons: 1
Coding region: 1-753 (250 amino acids)
Biological process (GO): endocytosis
Cellular component (GO): clathrin vesicle coat; membrane
Source: RefSeq, a predicted model, not a curated record
AUGAUAGAUCCCGCGACCGGCCGUACUCUCCCGGAAUCCGAUACCUCCUACCAGCGCAUCCUCUUCGUGACCCCCACCCUGCAUGUCUAUGGCAUACCACCUCUGAGCUCCAAUCGCGGCUUCAGCGCCGGCACAUGGACAUCUCCCACCCAGCCCACCGCGCAAGAGAUCUUCACAGGACGGCUACGAAUUGUCGAAACAACAGCAGAGACCGGCAUCAAGGUAGACAUCGUCAUUGAGGACCCAAACACCGGCGACCUCUUCGCAGCAGCACCGUAUACAAGUCAAGCAGUGGUACAGCAAGCCAAUGAUAGUUCUCGGUUCUUCGCUGUGAGAGUGCAAGGCGAGGGAGGCAUGAAAGCUACGCUAGGCAUUGGUUUCGAAGACAGAAGCCCUGCCUUCGACUUCAGCAUUGCCCUGACUGAAGCGAGGAAAGUAUUGGGCUUUGAAGCCGCAAGCAGUACUGGCACGAAGGGGGGGGCGAUGCUGGAACAGGAAAAUAAACAAGACUUCAGCUUGAAGGAGGGCGAGAAGAUUCAUAUACAGGUCGGCUCGAAAGGCCGGCGAGCGGUUCCUACUAAUACUGGGCCGGCAUCGAGCGAUAGCUCGGCGCUAUUUUCUAUCGCACCUCCGCCGGCAGGAGGCAAAUCGGACGAAGCUUUGCCAGCAGUUGCGCCGCCUCCUCAAAGUGCUGGUGGUAGGUCGGCGCAGGAGCUUGGGUUCGACGAUGGAGAGUUUGGCGAGUUUCAGUGA